Molecule: messenger RNA, 2221 nt
Organism: Effrenium voratum
Lineage: Eukaryota; Dinophyceae; Suessiales; Symbiodiniaceae
Source: the annotation of a GenBank genome assembly
AAGCGUGCCGCCGCUUCAGUUUUAUCCUGUGGGCGCGCCAGCGGGACUUCUUUCGCGAGCCAUGGCCGUCCCGUGGCUUUUGCUGCUGGCUGCAACCGUUGGAACCCCCCGGGCGCAGCCCUGGGUGUCGGUGAGCCACCACGAGAGAGCACCCAAGGUGGACACCCAAGCGCUGGGCAAUCUGAAGGAGACGAAGGUCUUGGAGAAGCAGCAAUUGGACCUCAGCAUUACUCGGCAGCACGCUUUGGUGGCAUCUCUCACGGUGGGCACGCCCCCACAGAAGAUGACCUGCCUCCUGGACACCGGCAGCUCAGACCUGUGGCUGCCCUCCAAGCGCUGCACAAGCUGCCAGAACCCGCACAUGUUCCACGCGGACCGGUCCUCUAGCUUCAGCCCAUCUCUGGUGGACUCGCCCCAGGGCAAACGCCCCAUCGCGGUGAGGGUGAGCUACGGCACCGGGGAGAUUGUCGGGUACAAGGUGCAAGAUACCGUGACCUUCGGCGGAGCUGAGAUCAAGAACCAGACGUUCAUCAUCGUGGAGGACGCCCAACUCCCAGGGGACCGGGACUGGGACGGCAUUUGCGGCUUGGGAUGGGCCUCCAUCGCGCAGCUGGGCCACCCGCUGUACGAGCGCCUGCAGGAGAUGGGCCGCAAGGCGAUCUUCUCCUUCGUACCGGAGGGCACCACCUCGUCGCACAUGGCCCUGGGCCAGGUUCCCAGCUACGCCAUCAAGCCGGGCAGCCUUGUGUGGACUCCCACCGAGCACCUUCACGGCGGACUUGGCCUCCUCGCAGUCGGAGCUGGGCUCGGCGACCGGAUACUUCGAGGAGCUGAAGAAGCAGUGUCUCUCCCCCGAGGCGGAGGCGGCCAAAGCGGAGGCGCAUCGCCAGGAGGCAAGAAAACGUUCUGGAUCACGCGGGGCGGCAUUGCGGUCCACAAGCAGUCCCCUCAUGAAGCCCGAUUCCUGGUGGACACAGGUACCAACCAGGUCCUGCUGGCGCCUCGGCACCUCUACAUGAGCAUCAUGCGCUCGGUGCUGCCGGACGACAAGUUCGACAAGCUCUGUGGCAUGGAUCAAUCGGCGGGUGGGGUGGUCUUCUGCGACUGCAGCGUGGUGGAGCAGUCCAAAGACCUGCCGCCCCUGAAGAUCUUUCUGGGCGAUCGGCCCUUCGAGCUGCCGAUAGCGGAGAUGUUCUCCAGGAUCCCCACCAUCAACGGGCAAGGCCAUGCCUGCAUGCUGGCAAUCCAGCCUAACAAUAUCAACAUCGAAGAGCCAAGCAGCGGGUUCCCUCUCCCCUUGCCAUUCGGUGGCAUGGGAGGCGGCAUGGGAGGACUGCCGGAGAUGCCGUCCAUGGACGACUUCCCCUUGCCCUUCUCCUUUCCGAUGCCUGGCCUCGGGGCGCCUGUCUUCGGCGGCUCCCACCACCGCAGCCACGGCGACCUCCUCGACUCCAUCUUCGGGGACCCCUUCGGUUCCCGCGGUCAGGGAGGUUUGGGCGACCCCUUUGCGCCGUUCAAAGACAUGGGUAUCGGCCAUCUGGGCCAGGGCGUUCAAUCGGAGCAAGUACAGGAACGCAUCCACCAACGCCCGGAUGGCACGGUGUGCAAGGAGAUCACAGUGUUGGAGAAUGGAAAGGUGAAGAGUCGCAAGGAGGAGUGUACCAAGCCUCAAGAUGCGGAUGCGGUGAGGAGGUUGCAGCUGUUGGUGCCCACGGGCGGAAUCCUGGAGAUCCCCUUGGACCCUGCGGGCCGCGAAGAAGGCGGUGAGCAGCUGCCGCGGGAGCCGGACUUGUGGAUCCUGGGCGGAAUGUUCCUGGAGAAGUUCGUCGUCUCCUUCGACUUUGACCAGGGCCGUAUCGGCUUCGCGGAAAAGGCCGCAGGCACCGAGGCCAUCGAGGCGGCGGUCGGCCUGGCCAGCCUACGCGGCGCAGAACACACGAGCGGAGCGUCGUUGGCCAAGAUCGCCGCAGGCGCCCUGAUUGCCGUGACAGCCACCUCGCUGAUCUACGCUACACUGCGCAUGCGCCUGCGCAGCGAGCGUGAGCUGGUGGAGCCGUUGGAGCUGUUGCCCUCGGAGUGAUGGCCUUCCGAAACGCGUUGCCUCUUAUUUGCCCCUCCGGAAGUGAGGAGGCCAUUUGUGCGAUUUGUGGCUGUGCCGACCGGGAUGAGCUGGCAGGGAUUCAGGUCGAGAGAGCUUUUGUCUUUUUGGCUUUCCCCUGGC